Molecule: messenger RNA, 2405 nt
Organism: Melozone crissalis (California towhee)
Lineage: Eukaryota; Metazoa; Chordata; Aves; Passeriformes; Passerellidae
Gene: PDK1
Product: pyruvate dehydrogenase kinase 1
Exons: 11
Coding region: 86-1312 (408 amino acids)
Biological process (GO): regulation of glucose metabolic process; protein phosphorylation
Cellular component (GO): mitochondrion
Molecular function (GO): pyruvate dehydrogenase (acetyl-transferring) kinase activity
Source: RefSeq, a predicted model, not a curated record
GCCGCGGCCUGGGCUGGGGCCGGGGGAGCGGCGCGGCGGGAAAUGGCGGCCGGGCCGGGCUGAGCUGAGGGGACAGAGCUGCACCAUGAGGCUGCUGCGCGCCCUUCUGCGCGGCGCUGCCCCGGGCAACAUCCCGCAGCAGGUGGACUUCUACUCACGCUUCUCCCCCUCGCCGCUCUCCAUGAAGCAAUUUCUGGACUUCGGGUCUGAAAAUGCUUGUGAAAAGACUUCAUUUAUGUUUCUGCGACAAGAGCUGCCGGUGAGGUUGGCAAACAUAAUGAAGGAAAUCAGCUUGCUUCCAGACAACCUCCUAAGAACACCUUCAGUUCAGCUGGUGCAGAGCUGGUACGUCCAAAGUCUUCAGGAGAUUCUUGACUUUAAGGACAAAAGCUCAGAAGAUUCAGGGACUGUUCAAAGUUUUACAGACACUGUGAUAAAAAUCCGGAAUCGCCACAAUGAUGUCAUUCCUACGAUGGCUCAAGGAGUGAUAGAGUACAAGGAGAGCUUUGGCAUUGAUCCAGUGACCUCCCAGAACGUGCAGUAUUUCUUAGACCGCUUCUACAUGAGUCGCAUUUCAAUCAGAAUGCUCCUUAAUCAACACUCUUUACUGUUUGGUGGGAAAAUUAAUCCAGCUCAUCCAAAACAUAUUGGAAGCAUUGAUCCUAACUGCAAUGUUGUUGAAGUUAUUAAAGAUGGCUAUGAAAAUGCCAAGAGCCUUUGUGAUUUAUAUUACAUGAGCUCUCCAGAACUUAUCCUUGAAGAGUUGAAUUCUAAAUCACCAGGACAGCCUAUGCAAGUGGUGUAUGUGCCAUCACAUCUCUAUCACAUGGUUUUUGAACUUUUCAAGAAUGCAAUGAGAGCCACCAUGGAACAUCAUGCUGAUCGAGGCAUUUAUCCUGCAAUUCAUGUACAAAUCACGUUGGGAAAUGAGGAUUUAACUGUGAAGAUGAGUGACCGUGGUGGUGGUGUUCCUAUGAGGAAAAUUGACAGACUGUUCAACUAUAUGUAUUCAACAGCACCACGUCCUCGUGUUGAGACAUCGCGAGCUACACCUUUGGCUGGAUUUGGUUAUGGCUUACCCAUAUCACGUCUGUAUGCACAGUACUUCCAAGGAGACCUGAAACUCUAUUCCUUAGAAGGCUAUGGUACAGAUGCAGUUAUUUACAUCAAGGCCUUAUCAACAGAAUCAAUUGAAAGACUCCCUGUAUACAACAAAGCAGCCUGGAAACAUUAUAAAGCAAACCAUGAAGCUGAUGACUGGUGUGUGCCAAGCAGUGAGCCAAAGGACAUGACCACUUUUCGGAGUAUGUAGCUUUUUCCUCAGCAGCUCCUAAGUGGGUUUGUCUGUAAAGGGAAUUUAGAAGACCUGAUUUAUGAUUUUGAGCCACUUCUGAUAUGUGAAAGUAAUUCUAAAUUUGAGUGUAAUGAGGCUUUUCUGAAAUAAAAAAACAACAGCCACCAAAACCCCCAAACAUGCACAUAUAAAAAAAGGUCAUACUUCAUUUGUUUCACUUUCUAUUAAUGACUGCUUUCAGAGCUAAGUCAAAGGAGCAAUAUAUUGGUUUUUAUAGGGAUCAAUGCCACAGCUUUCACAUCUGGUAUUAAUUUGUAUUAUUUAAAAAUAAUUUUAUUAGAAAAACUAUUAAAAAAGCUCACUGGAACAUUCUUCCAUUAUAAAAUUCUACAGAUUAAUGAAAAAUUUGUGUAAGAAAUACUGAGCUCAUUGCUAUACCUUUGAAACUGUAUGGCACUUUCUUUUAUCUUAAGCAUGCUGAAGCUUAAUUUUGCAAAUUUAGAUAUGUUGCUUACAUACACUGCCUACAUCAAGGUGGUGUUUUCAGCUGUAGAAAUCACACCUCUGUAGGAAUAAAAGUUUUUUAAAAGCGUUUUUAACUUCUACUACUGGUAUAAUGUAUCUCAGGUAUGUGGUGGCAUCAGUUCUAUUUCUUUGGUUGUAAUGUGAAUAUAUAAUAGAUGUGAAAAACUUACCUUGCCCUGAUCAUUGUGAAUUAAAAAAUAGCAUUGGCUUGUGUACAGUAGAGAAAUGUUAGUCUUGCAUUUGCUGUAUUUCUAUAGGUCAUACCAAAAUGCAGUAUCAACAUUCUAGCCUCUGUAAGAUCUCAGAGUUGGGUAUGUCAGGUACAGCUGUAAAUGAAACUAUUUUAAUAAACAGAUUCUUAAAAUUUGUCUGUAAUAGGGCAUCUCUAUUACUUUGACAGUAUAAACUGCCUUCUCAGGAGUAAGUAAAGUAAGUAAAUUAACAGUUUUUGAAAAUACCUUUGCAUUUGUGAUAUGCUUCUGGCCUCGUUUUUGUAGUAACUGGAAUUCACAUUAUAACAUAAACAUGAUAACCAGAAUAUGUUAAUCAAAGACAAAUCAGAACAUACAGGGGAAGUGAGAGAGGG